Molecule: messenger RNA, 1558 nt
Organism: Prorocentrum cordatum
Lineage: Eukaryota; Dinophyceae; Prorocentrales; Prorocentraceae
Source: the annotation of a GenBank genome assembly
UUGUUUCGCCAGCGAUGCGACACACCGUUUACAAUUCGCCCACGAUCCACCUCUGGGUAAGAGGCUGGGGAUGCACGGGGUUCUACAAGUCUAGAGACGCGAGGCGAGUCGAGCAAGACACACUGUGGUCAAAUGUCAAAUCGCACGCUGCCACGGGCAACUUCAAUCCGGGGCGCCGACACGAGAUCGCACCAGGCACAUCGGCGAGGAUGCUAGGGAUCGCUAACCUCUUAGGGCCCCUGCCUCAAGCGCACACUUGAAAAUAAGUGGGCCUACACCGGAUAAAUCCAAAGAGAUGGAUCGAUCUCAGGAGUGCGGAGAACGGCGAAUUGAGACAACAGCAGCUCAAAAUCGAACGGCAAAAAUUGUUCGGGCUGCGUCCAGCCUGGCGACGCGGGGUCCCCAAGAAAGACCAGCCAACGUUGUCUCACCUCGCCCUCCUCUCAAGAGUAGUGCUAGACUGGAGGUGAGCGAGACGGGGAAGACCCGUCACCUUGGCAGCCAACCCACUCUCCGUAAUCCAAAAGCGGCAGGCCACAAGGAGGAGAAGGAGAAGAAGGAGGAUGCCCAGUAUGCAUCAGCCAAGGGACCCAGGAUGCCCCUGGACAGGAAUGCUGGCGCACAGCGGCAGGGACAGGAAUGGUGGCGCACAGCGGCCUUCCGAGGAGGACCAGGACAUAGUCUGCGCAGCUGGCGAGGAGGAGGAGGGGGAGGAGGGGGAGGAGGGGGAGGAGGGGGAGGAGGGGAAGGCUGAGUGGCGGCCCGCCCAGAAGAGAACGAGCGCAUGACGCCACGCGGCACCUGGAGUACUCGCGUGGCCGCGGGCACACGGAGUAAAGCAAAUCCCACGGAGGAGUGCGGCUCAAGAAAAGACCUGCGGACUCCCCUCGGACGGAGGCAAACCACCGCGACGAGCCUCUCGCGCCUGCGUGCCACUGCGACGGCGCCUGGCUGCGCAACUCGCGCAGCCGGGCAGCCAGGCAGCGUGGCCCGCCCGCGCGUGCCGCGCCUGCCGGGCCCGCUUCUGCGAGGGCAGGGCGGCGAGGCCCUCUCCGCCCGCCCCGCGGGCCCAGCGAAGCCCUAGCACCAACAAUACUCACCUCGAUAUAGGGGCGCACAGCUCCUGGCCGGCACGCGGGACGCCCACGUCGCCGCCUGGAGAAGUGUGCACCUCGCGCGCCGCUGCUAUGAAAAUACGGCCGCGCAGGAGUCCUUUGCACAAGCCAGCAAGACUCCGCGCGCAGCACGCGGAGACAAAGAGCCAGAAAGCCGUCUGGCAUGGGUGGGCUCGAGACAAGGAGUUAGCUGUCCUGGAAAGACAAGAAAAACGUACAGAGGUCACUUCUCAGAGGUCCGCGCAAGUAUCUUGCAUCGGCGCUGGACGCCCAUCCCCGGCGCGUGGAGCGCGCCAAUGGCUGCGCCGAAGGCGCCGCCAGGGGGGCACAACGCCGAUUCAAGAAAUCCGUGCGGACCUCAGAGACAUGAUGCUUAUUCGGGGGCACGCAAACAUGGAUCCGGGGAGGUGCCGUCCCCAAAAUGCGGCUGGUGCCGCCUCGUU